Messenger RNA from Sphaeroforma arctica JP610, 2677 nucleotides. RefSeq lists its product as hypothetical. Gene Ontology annotation, cellular component: nucleus. Lineage: Eukaryota; Ichthyosporea; Ichthyophonida. The coding region runs from base 1 to 2577 and encodes 858 amino acids. Gene Ontology annotation, molecular function: ATP binding; ATP-dependent chromatin remodeler activity; DNA binding. The record is from RefSeq and is a predicted model, not a curated record. The transcript is spliced from 19 exons.
AUGGACUUUGAAUACAAUAUCGAGCUGGCCAUACAACCGGUGCCUGACAGAGACGACCACGAUUUCUCUAUCUAUCUGAGUUCCAAGCGUGGGGAGAAACUGUCAGACCUCGAGGAAUCGUCGCAGAAGUCUCCACCGUCAAAACAGGGAAAAUGGAAUUAUGAUUCGCGAGAGAAUACAGCCAAUCCUCAUCAUAUUAUACAACACUCGCCGAUGAAAGCCCCGGUCAUACUUAAAUUGCUCUCUGCCUUGGGUGAGUAUAUCCCCAAUAUCGGGAAGCUAAUGAAGCAAUCGACGACACGGAUUGAUUAUAGGCAGUUUGAGAAUUUGGCACUCAACAGUGAACGUAUACUUACAAUGCUGGGCGUGAAAUUGACUGUCCCCAAGGGGUUGCUUAAGGUAUUGACACCUAAACUUGUUGUAGUCGGCACUCUUGAGGAUGACGAUGACAGGGCACAGGUCAGAGUGAAGGGGUAUCUCGAGAUCGCUGCACUGUUGCAGUUCAAAGCGAUGGUAGCAAUAGGCGAUAAAAGAAUCACGAUCGACGAAUUUGAAAAACUGUUAGACACUGGUCAUGAGUUGGUUGAAUUUCGUGACAGUUUUGUAGCCAUGAACGCUCGGGAGGUCCAGAAUCUUCUGAAGGAGGCGCAUAGUGUUCAAGAAAGCGUGGAGGAACGAAUUUCACCGAUCGAGCUCCUGAAGCAGCAGUUCGGCGGAUUAAAUCGACGUGGUCUGAACAUGUUUCUGGGAGCCUCGGAACAAGAGCUCGUAGACCGCAUGUUGCGCGUGACGGAAGUCUCUGUACCCCAAGGACUGCGGGCGACACUGAGACCGUAUCAAGAACGCGGGCUGUCUUGGCUGGCCUCUAAUGCCGACAAAGUCGGUGGCUGCGUAUUGGCAGACGACAUGGGGCUGGGCAAGACUGUACAGAUCAUCGCUAUGUUGCAGCACCUUAAAUGUACUUAUGAGCUGUGCCACGAGAGGCCUGCUUUAAUAGUUGCACCGUCAUCUCUACUUACAAACUGGUCGAGAGAACUGGCGAAGUUUGCACCAUGUCUUAAUGUUCUGCUGCAUCACGGUGAUGCACGUGAUAUUUUCUUCCGAAAGACACUCAAAGCACACGAAUACAGCAAACAGAAUCCCGAUUCAGAGGCCGACUGCCAAAGUAUAUCAGAAGCAGGUGUGCAUACACGCCGCCCAACCUAUGAUAGCAAAGUGAACAUACUUUCGAAUAGCGCCUUCGUGUCGACCUCAGAUGCUACUGAACCGGCGCGUAAGAAACAGCGUCGAUCGAUUACAAGAGACACACUCAAAGCCAUCGCUGAAGAGGUCACGAAGAAAAAGGCUGCAGAUGUGAUUCUCACCUCUUACGGAACUCUGAAGGUGGAUGCAAAAAUGUUUGCGAAGCUGAACAUGUCGUUGAUGGUGAUUGAUGAGGCCCAGACUAUAAAGAACCACAAGUCCCAAAUUUCUAAGUUGUGUAAGCAGGUCAGCAAAACAGCCGCCCGCCGUGUCGCCAUGACAGGAACUCCUGUGGAGAAUCGCCUGUCGGAGCUGCACUCCAUCUUCGACUUCGCAUUGCCCGCAUAUCUAGGCACACUGAAAUCAUUCGUAGAGGACUACUCGAAGCCUAUUGAGAUCGAGAGAAACGAGGAGGUUUUGGAAAACCUCAAACGGUUGACCGACCCCUUCCUACUCCGGAGAUUGAAAACGGAUCCAGAGAUCUGUAAAGAGCUGCCACCCAAAGUGGAGCAAGUGCAAUACGCCAGUCUGAGCCCUAAGCAGGGAGCAUUGUACCAGGCUGUGACCGACGAUAUUCUAGCUAAGAUUGAGGAGGCGAAAGAGAAUGGGCUACCUGCCCCUGGUCUUGUGUUCAAGCUGCUCAUUGCCCUCAAGCAGAUUUGCAAUCAUCCUGAUAAUUACACUUCAGAAGAAAGCGUCAAGCAAGAGACGACUGAGUCCAAAAUACUACAGGAUAUCAAUACAAGUGGGACACCUGAGGUAGCCGAUUCAGGAAAGAUGCAGUUGCUGCUGGAACUCUUGCGCCCGAUUUUAGCAAGAGGUGAGAAGGUGCUGAUCUUCACCCAGUAUGUGAAGAUGGCCUAUCUGCUGAAGAAUAUGAUAGCGCGCACCCUCUACACUCGACCACUGGUAUACUCUGGUGCGCUUUCGGUGGAUAAACGCCAGCAAGUGCUCGACAAAUUUGAUAUUGAUCCUGCUAAUUCGAUUUUGAUUUUGUCGCUGAAAGCGGGUGGAGUGGGGCUGAAUCUUACCCAGGCAAAUCAUGUUAUCCACUACGAUCGAUGGUUCAAUCCGGCCGUAGAAGCUCAAGCCAGCGAUAGAGCCUUCAGAAUUGGUCAGACUAAGAGAGUGUUUGUACAUCACUUCGUAUGCCAAAACACGUUCGAAGAUAAAAUUCAUGAAAUGAUUCAACGGAAAAAGGAAUUGGCCAACUUGACGGUGACGGCGGGCGAGAAAUGGAUCGGAAACCUGCGACAUGACGAGUUGCAGGAUCUUUUCAGUCUCGCCCCAGGAAAACGAGUAAACGAUGAGCGUGGGGAUGAUGGCCAAGAUUGAGUAGAAAUUAUUCCUUCUGGACUCCUUUAAAAGUUAAAAUCGACUCAAUCCUCGGUAAUCAGGAAUGUACGGAUAGGACUCGUAACAUGUUAAGUGUAUG